UAUUUGCCUAGCUUCCUUGUGUGAUGCGUCGUGACGUCACUCAGCUCCAGCACAGCAACAAAGCAGGAUGCGGAGCUGCGCGCGGGAGCCGAAUCCCGUUAAAAUGCUUUUCUUUUGCUUUACGAGACCGACAUAACAUAACCAUGUAACAUUUGUCCGUAUGUAUAUGGCUAAAUGAAGUGGCGCAGGAUUCGUUGGAGGAAGCGGGGGGAGAGAGAGAAUGUACUGGGUCGCUGGUUUUGCCUCCUCCCGCUCGUUCGUGGUUGAUUUUGGCCGGAAUCAGAGCCCGUCCCUCGGGUUGUGUGGCUCUGAUGAGCGUCACUUAUUUUAUGGGUACAUAGUAGCCGACCCUGUGCAGGAUUUCGACGGGAUCAUGUCGGGAUUGGUAUCGGAUUCCUGGUGGAGGAAGACGCUUUAUAUCAGCGGAGGUGCCCUGCUGGCUGCGACUGCGUAUCUGCUGCACGAGCUGCUCUCCAUCAGGAAAGAACAACAGUUGGAUUCUAAAGACGCCAUCAUCCUUCACCAGUUCUCCAGGCCAAAAAACGGGGUGCCAAGCCUUUCACCUUUCUGCCUGAAAAUGGAGACCUAUCUGCGCAUGGUUGAUCUGCCCUAUCAAAAUUACUUUGAUGGAAGCCUCUCAUCCCAAGGCAAGAUGCCUUGGAUCGAGUAUAAUUACGAGCAGGUGUGCGGGACUGAAUUUAUAAUUGACUUUCUGGAGGAGAAACUUGGUGUGAGCCUAAACAAGAGUCUGAGCGCUCAGGAGCAGGCGGUAGCGCGGGCCAUCACCACCAUGGUGGAGGAACACUUGUACUGGACCAUUGCUUACUGUCAGUGGGUGGAUAAUGUUCAAGAGACUCAAAAGAUGCUGGACCUUCCCGGGCCCCUCAGUGACCUGCUGAAAUGGAUCCUGUGUCAGCUGACUGGUGGCAUUGUAAAGCGAGAGAUGUACUGUCACGGCAUUGGCUGCUUCACUAAGGAGGAAGUUUACACCCUCAUGGAGAAGGACAUGUGCACACUGGCCACACUGCUAGGGGAUAAGAAGUACAUCAUGGGUCCCAAGCUGUCCAGUGUGGAUGCCACGGUGUUCGGUCACCUUGCACAAGCCAUGUGGACGCUGCCUGGCACACGGCCCGAGCAGCUCAUUAAAGGAGAACUGAUCAACCUCGCCAUGUACUGUGAGCGCAUACGGAGGAAGUUCUGGCCCGAGUGGUUUGUGGACUUAGAGGACUUCUGUUACGACAGCGACAAUGACGCUAGCAGCGGGACACCUACCUGCAUGCUGGACCUUGGUCUCUUUUCCAGGACAGACACUUUAGAGGAAAGUGAUCUAAGCCUUCCGUCACACAGUCAUACACACUCACAAGACUCAGACCACUCCGCACGCUCGCUCUCAGACUCUGACAUUGAAGCAGAUGGCUCGGAUGUGGAGCAGCAGGUCAAGGGUAAAAUCUAAUAGAGGUUGCUUUUUAUCUGGUGUACGAGAGCUUUUCGGGAUGCAUUGUGGCUCCAGAACUCAUAUUGAUAUUUCCUGCCUGGAUAAAUCGCACUUUGAUGAACCUGAAUUAAAAACAAAAUGUGUGUACACAACAUGACAUCAGUCAAGGACAUGUACACCUCAAGAUUUACACCACAGAAGUUGGACGCAUGUUAAAGAUCAUUCAUUCUCAUCAUUGUAAAAACAUUAUGCCUCCAUCCUUCUCAGAACUGUUUGUUUGUCCACGGUUUCAUUAUGGUUUCUAAUUAGCUUUCAUUUCAAGGAAACAAAUAUUUCAUGGUUUUUCAGACCACUCACUAUGUCUCUUUUCUCUCUAACUUAAAUCAAAACAUUUGCUCCGGAACAGAAUCAUGUAGCAAAAUACUAGCUUGCAUGAUUCUAGGAAGUUGACAAUUUAACGUUUUGUGCCAACUGAAACUCCCUCCUGUUCAAACCUAAUAAUUCCUGCUCCCAGAUCAGCUAAAGUAAAUAAAAUAGAAUUGAUGGAGAUGGAUAAAAGGAUUUAUGAAGCAUUUAAUCCCGGUUCUGCAUAAAAUAACAAAAUGAGAAUCCAAUCUUCACAAAUAUUUAGGCUAAUACAAUAGAACCAAAUCCCUUUCUGUGAUUUUUAUUUGUUAGGGCUCCAGUGUGCGUCAUCAGUGUCAGACUCUUGAUAAGUCUGAAUGGUGCUUAAUGCCUGUGUGCCUGACUGCAACCAUUUGUAGGCUACAUGUGUGACAAUCUAUCCUCUUCAUCCCCAUGUGUCUCUUUCGGUUCGAUUCUGUUAUACAGACCGGUUUGCGUGUCCCCACCAGAGGGCACUGUGACCAUUCACAUGUUGAGUGGGUCCUAUGCAGCCACUUGUGCGUUGCCGUUGCGAGAGUCGCUUCAAGCUUCUGCCUUAAAAGAACGUUUUAAAUAUUAAUAACAACAGUGAACCUCUAGUGAACACUAAACGGUCAGCUUUGGUGACGUAGGAGUCUGAUUAUACAUUUUUGUGUACCAAAGUGUAGUGCGCUGAGCAGAUUUGUCUUAGCUGAGGGAAAAUUGUUGUGAGCAACAGCUGCAUGAUGAGUUUACCCUCUUUCUGUUAAAUGUACUUGAAACCCAAGCCUGUACUAAAUUAAUUUAUUUAAAUCCCUUAUAAUGUUUGAUCUUUUAUGCAGAAUUCUGUUGUUUACUUGCCAUAUUGUUGUUUUGCACAUUUUAGAUUAUUAAAAGUCUUUGGACAAUGUAAAGAUAUGGAUUGAAACAUUAGAGGACUUAAAACAGGGUCCAUACAAUCAGUGAGAUAUGUUAUAUGUGUGUGUAUGAUAUACAGUAGUUACCUGUAAUACAUCAUUUACCUGCAUGUGUGUUUGUGUGUGCGUCUAUGCUGGUGUAAAGUUCACCAGUGGAAAUCUUCUAUCAAUUAAUUAUACCCUGUAUAGAAUCGAGGUUAAAGUUAAAGGUGGGGUAAGCGAUUUCUGGUAG
Molecule: messenger RNA, 2947 nt
Organism: Sinocyclocheilus rhinocerous
Lineage: Eukaryota; Metazoa; Chordata; Actinopteri; Cypriniformes; Cyprinidae
Product: failed axon connections homolog
Exons: 6
Coding region: 221-1453 (410 amino acids)
Cellular component (GO): cytoplasm
Source: RefSeq, a predicted model, not a curated record